Lampris incognitus (smalleye Pacific opah) is the source of this 5216-nucleotide messenger RNA. RefSeq names its product anoctamin-5-like. Gene Ontology annotation, cellular component: plasma membrane. Gene Ontology annotation, molecular function: protein dimerization activity; chloride channel activity. The transcript has 21 exons. The record is from RefSeq and is a predicted model, not a curated record. Bases 1 to 2949 code for a protein of 982 amino acids. NCBI's taxonomy places the organism in Eukaryota, Metazoa, Chordata, Actinopteri, Lampriformes, Lampridae. Gene Ontology annotation, biological process: chloride transmembrane transport.
AUGUUCCUCCGCAUUUGGAGGAACAUGGCAGAGUGCUCGGGCCCACCGCAGAAAUGUCCACGUGCCACCGAAGGUGUCUGGAAGCUGAACAAAAACAACCACCUUCAUGACUGUGACCCCAGCGUGAAUGCGCCAAAUGUCAGAGUGAAAGACAAUAAAUCCCAGACAUCACCGCUCACUGACAAACAGCCUCGGCCGGGCUACUUUGAGGCCACACCAAGGCUGCAACAAGGGGAGGGGGAGUUCCCUGCAGGAAAACGUGGCCCGGACGAAAACAACGGCCACGGUCUUAAUUCUUUAAAUGACCAGGGGACCUCACUGCCCGGACAUGCUGAGGCUGAUAAGCUACAACCGAAUAAAGACACCGUGUUCUUCAGGGACGGACUCCGCAGGAUCGACUUUGUGUUGUCUUAUGUGGAAGACAAGGACGGAGAAAGGAAACAGGAGAGGAGGAGGGCGUUUGAGGCCAGCCUUAAGAAAGCAGGGCUGGAGCUGGAGACGGAGGACAAAUCAGAAUCGGAUGACGGAAAGACGUACUUCUUGAAGAUCCAUGCUCCGUGGGAGGUGCUCGCCACCUACGCUGAUGUCUUGAAGAUUAAGGUUCCUUUUAAGGCCAGUGACAUCCCCAACGCCCAAGACGUGACCCUGGAGUGGCUUUCGCAACCUUUCCGCCUGCCGGAGCACAUCAUCCACCCGGAGCCGGACUACUUCACCUCCCCCUUUGACAAGGGCAAGAUUGACUUCUUCCUCAUCAAUGACAAGGACACAUUGUUCUCACCCUCCACCAGAAACAGAAUCGUGUACUACAUCCUGUCUCGCUGUGCAUAUUUCAAAGAGGACCGAAAGGAAAAAGACAAGAAAGGAAUCAAACGCCUGCUGAGCAACGGGACUUACUCUGCAGCGUUCCCUCUCCACGACUGUCGAUACUGGAAAAGGGCCAGGAACGCUGAAUGUGAGAGUGAACGCUACACGCUGUACAAGCACUGGGCCAGGUUCCUCUCGUUCUACAAAGAGCAGCCGCUCAACCUCAUCAGGAAGUAUUAUGGAGAAAAGAUUGGGAUCUACUUUGCCUGGCUGGGCUUCUACACGGAGAUGCUGUUCUUUGCAGCUGUCAUGGGCGUAAUAUGUUUUACCUAUGGAGUCCUCAGUUAUGACGACAACAUCUCGAGUAAGGAAAUCUGUGAUCCCAACGUUGGAGGAGACAUCAUGAUGUGUCCACUUUGUGAUAGAAACUGCAGUUUUUGGAAGCUCAACUCGACCUGUCUCUCAUCCUGGCAAUCCCAUCUGUUUGAUAAUGAGGCGACAGUGUUCUUUGCCAUAUUUAUGGGGAUUUGGGUGACGCUAUUCCUGGAGUUCUGGAAGCGACGGCAGGCCCGGCUGGAGUACGAGUGGGACCUGGUGGACUUUGAGGAGGAACAACAGCAGCUUCAGAUGCGACCUGAAUUUGAAAUCAGGUGCACUAGCAGGAGACUCAACAGGAUAACUCAGGAAAUGGAGCCUUACCUCCCCGUCACCAGCAAGUGUGCUCGCUUCUGCCUCUCUGGAGCAACUGUUAUCUUUUGGAUUUCUCUCAUAGUGGCCUGUAUUAUCGGGGUGAUAGCCUACAGGCUGGCCGUGUUUGCCGCCUUUGCACGUAUCAUGAAAGAAAGUCACACGAGGAAGAUCCAGCUGGUGGGCAACCUCAUCACGCCACAGCUGGCCACCUCUGUCACCGCUUCCUGCAUCAACUUUGUCAUCAUCAUGAUCCUCAACUUCUUCUAUGAACGCGUGGCCAUCUGGAUCACUGAUAUGGAAAUCCCCAAGACCCACCUGGAGUACGAGAACAAGCUGACCAUGAAGAUGUUCCUGUUUCAGUUCGUCAACUACUACUCCUCUUGCUUCUAUGUUGCCUUCUUCAAGGGCAAAUUUGUGGGAUAUCCUGGUAACUACACCUACAUGUUUGGCAAAUGGAGCAGAUUGAGAAAUGAGGAGUGUGACCCUGGAGGCUGUCUGAUAGAGCUGACCACUCAGCUGGUGAUCGUCAUGGCAGGGAAGCAGCUAUGGGGGAACAUCCAGGAGGCCCUGCUGCCGCUGAUGCGUAACUGGUGGGGUAGCAGAAAAGGACGACACCAACCUGAAAACCAGUACAGUCGCUGGGAGCAGGACCACGACCUGCUGAACUUCAGCCAACUCGGCCUCUUCUACGAAUACCUGGAGAUGGUGAUCCAGUUUGGCUUCAUUACCCUUUUCGUGGCUUCCUUCCCCUUGGCACCGCUGCUGGCCCUCUUCAACAACAUCUUGGAGAUCAGGGUGGACGCCUGGAAGUUCACCACCCAGUUCAGAAGGCCCGUGGCAGCGAAGGCCAGAAACAUUGGCGCCUGGCAGGAGAUCCUCAAUGUGGUAGCCAUCCUGUCUGUUGUCACUAACGCAUUCAUCAUGGCGUUCACAUCAGACAUGAUCCCCCGGCUGGUCUAUCUGUAUGCCUACCAUGACGACAAGGAGGCCACCAUGAAGGGCUACAUCAACAACAGCCUGUCCAUAUACAAAUUCCCUCAGAUCUCGAACUACAGCGUGCCCCUCGACGGAGAGAGACGCGAGUGGUACGAUAGCUCCAUCACCACCUGCAGGUACCGUGAUUACCGCUACCCUCCUGGCCACCAGAAGGAGUACACCCACACAAUGCAGUUCUGGCACAUCCUGGCAGCCAAAAUGGCCUUCAUCAUCAUCAUGGAGCACGUGGUGUUUGUGGUGAAGUUCUUCGUGGCCUGGUUGAUCCCAGACGUCCCGUCAGAGGUGAAGGCCCGGAUCAAACGGGAGCGCUACCUGAUCCAGGAAUACCUGCAUAACUACGAGGUGGAGAAGCUCAAACUUCAGCUGAGCGCCAGUUUCGCCACGGAGCCGUGCUCAGAGCUCAGCUCCGAGUACACCGCUGCUGUGGACAAGCACGAAGUGCUGUCUGAGUGCCUGUAGACUCCGCUGCCCUGCCCUGCCCUGCCCUGCCCUGCCCUGCCCUGCCCUGCCCUGCCCGGCCCGGCCCUGCCCAGCCCUGCCCUGCCCGGCCCUGCCCUGCCUGCCUCCGAGUACUCCGAGCCGAAGUACCUGAAGGUCUCCGGCGCGGAGAAGUUUCUCUCCACCGAGAACGAUCAUAACCAAGGGCUUCGACCAGUGAGACUAAAGUGCUACUAUUUGCCAUCGAUGUCUUUAAUAUCUUUUUACUUCGUACACGAGUGAAACGCAGCCGUGUUCCACACUGUAAUCCUAUAUUAGGAUCUUGUCGAGAGGCAUCGGGAAAAUUUCCACCGAAUAUGAAAUAUUUGCAUAUCAACCUAGUGAGGAUCCCGCCUCCCGUCAUCUUGUUUUAAAUGCAAGUUGUCCUUAUUCGGCGUUGGGAGAUGUUAUGGGACGCGAAGCUCUGCAGAUCACAUGUCCAAACUACAACAAGUACCCUGACAGAAUAAUGUCAGCACCCUUCUGAAUAACCUGAACAUUUCAAGUCAACCGGGAGGAACAUUUACCUCCAUCAGUACUGUGCUCAAGACAUAUAUGAAGAUAUAUAUAUGAAUAUUGUAUAGUAACUUCUGUCUGUCAACGAUGAAUGUACUUACAUAUAUCUCUAUAAAGGGAGGAACAUAUUAUUACAUUAUAUUCAAUAUCUCGUUAUAUGUUGUUUUUAAACAUUCAAAUCAGUCAUAGCCCCUGUGUGAUGGCCCGGCAUCCUGUCCAGGGCGUCUCCCCGCCUGCCCGCCCAAUCACUGCUGGGAUAGGCUCCCGCAUCCCCGCGACCCCGAGAGCAGGAUAAGCGGUUCGGAUAAUGGAUGGCUGGCUGGGUUUAGAGACUGCCCAUUUAAACCAAGUCUUAAACUGAUGCCGUUACAGUCAAUUAACUUGCAUUAAUCGAUACGUCAUGCCAUUUGAUAUAUGCGUCGUUCAAAUUCCUCUUUGUGCAGUCACACAUCCAUAUUACAUACGCAGAGACGGCAACCGGAGGCCAACGUGCAAUCUCCCCGGCGUGGGACCGCCGGCCUGCGGUGGGGCAAAUCGUUGGUUUUCGCCUGAACAGACCAGUUCGGCAUCACUCCGUGAGGGGAGUCAGCGCCCACUCGUGUACAGUUUGAGUUUUAGGUUGAUCGUUCGUACCCGUGUACCGUAGACCGAACUGGUCUUCCAGCAUGCAUGGAGCGUAGAUGGAGGAGUAGAUGGAGGAGUCGUGAAUUACCUUUUCCCUGGUGUACAUGUGAGCGUGAAUUUCAUGAAGGGAGCGACUCGUGUGUAGAAACUGAGCAGGCGGGUACGGCUGCAUGUAGAUAGAUAGAUGAGAGUAUAGGCUGUUAGCUAUUUAAGAUGCUUCGGAACGCAAUUAAUUUAUUAAUCGGCGGCUGGUUCCUGAAGCAGUUGACGCUGAUUUUUUUUCUUUUCAUAAGUUUUUUUUUUUUAUUCAUUUUCAAGAGGUCUCUCACGUUAUAGAUUUAUUUUACUCUUACAAAAACAGCUGACCGUCAAAAGUCACAGUAUUCACUAAAAUCAGAAUACGUUAAAUGCGUCCUAUAGAUCACCAUUUAUGCUAAACUUUACCAAAGGAUCCAGGCUAAGAACUACCUCUGCAUUCACACACACAUAUAUAUAAAUAUAAAUAUAUAUAUAUGAAACCCAGUUGUGAUUUGGGUUCUGUACUGCAGCCCAGCCGUGCACGGUGUGUUACCUUUAGUAUCCACACAAUACGACGUAUUCUGAGCGUGUGCGUUUGUUUUCACCUCUCUCCGUGCGUUGCUUCGUGCUGUCGGUCACGCAGUUGCUGUUCAGAUAUCAGCACCUGAGGUGGAAAGUUAAAAAGUCAGCAUGUCUUUCUCUUAUCUGCAUUAGAAGCCCCCCGGCGGGGGCUGAGCCUCAUAGGGGGAAGCAUGCAGUUGGCAAAAGACGGGUCGCGUGUGUAACCUGUACAAUAGAUUUCCUAACAAACAAACAAACUAAUGCCUUAAAUGUCUGUGUUUACUUGUUUUUUUAUAUGUUUUUGUAUUAACAGUACUGUCUCGGCGGAAGACAUCGUGUCUCGUUUUGUCAGCGAUCCACGCUGGUCAACGCGGGUAGGCCGGCUCUGUCCUGCUUAAGGUGCAUGAAUUGUUUUUUUUUUCUUUGUCAGCAUUUCGCCAGUUGCAUUUCCUAAUUUCGUUCUAGCCCAAUGUACAGAAGUGAAGUUGGUCCAUUAAGCCUAUAACUAAUAUCAAUAAAUCAUCUGUACC